AUGACAACCCUUGAGGAGCUGUUUCUGGAAGAUAACCAACUGCUAGGCUCGAUUCCUCCAGCCCUUGGUAACCUGAUCAACUUAAGGAGCUUGGUUGUUUCGGCAAAUAACUUAAGUGGCGAGUUGCCAGAGUCGUUUGGGAAACUCAGGAACAUGACAGACUUUAGAAUUGAUGGAAACCCGAUCUCCGGCAAAAUUCCAAGCUUCAUCGGAAAUUGGACUAAACUCAGUCGUUUGUGA
This is a messenger RNA of Elaeis guineensis (African oil palm), 240 nucleotides long. The record is from RefSeq and is a predicted model, not a curated record. Lineage: Eukaryota; Viridiplantae; Streptophyta; Magnoliopsida; Arecales; Arecaceae.